Pipistrellus kuhlii (Kuhl's pipistrelle) is the source of this 1698-nucleotide messenger RNA. It is a transcript of the gene KCTD13, whose product is annotated as potassium channel tetramerization domain containing 13. Gene Ontology annotation, biological process: protein homooligomerization; negative regulation of Rho protein signal transduction; proteasome-mediated ubiquitin-dependent protein catabolic process. The transcript is spliced from 6 exons. Gene Ontology annotation, cellular component: Cul3-RING ubiquitin ligase complex. Gene Ontology annotation, molecular function: protein binding; ubiquitin-protein transferase activity. The record is from RefSeq and is a predicted model, not a curated record. NCBI's taxonomy places the organism in Eukaryota, Metazoa, Chordata, Mammalia, Chiroptera, Vespertilionidae. Bases 151 to 1140 code for a protein of 329 amino acids.
CCGCGCUGCUGGAGGCGCUGGCGCCGGGGCCGCUGGCCGGUGUCUGCGCGGCGGCGUGCGGGCGUGCUGGCCGGGCUGCGCGGCCGCAGGGGUCGGACCCGGGUCCUGAGGGCGCGGAGGGAGCCCACGGCCGCCGCCGCCACCCCCGGCAUGUCGGCCGAGGCUUCGGGCCCGGCGGCCGGGGCCCUGUCCCUGGAGGUCCCUAAGCCCUGGGGCCUCGAGCCGGGCGCCGCCGCCGCCCCCGGGCUGCAGCCGCAGAGCCCGAACAGCAAGUACGUGAAGCUGAACGUGGGGGGCUCGCUGCACUACACCACGCUGCGCACGCUCACGGGCCAGGACACGCUGCUCAAGGCCAUGUUCAGCGGCCGCGCCGAGGUACUCACCGACGCCGGAGGCUGGGUGCUGAUUGACCGGAGCGGCCGCCACUUUGGUACAAUCCUCAACUACCUUCGGGAUGGGUCUGUGCCACUGCCUGAAAGUGCCAGAGAACUUGGGGAGCUGCUAGGUGAAGCACGCUACUACCUGGUCCAGGGCCUGAUUGAGGACUGCCAGCUGGCACUGCAGCAAAAAAGGGAGACCCUGUCCCAGCUGUGCCUCGUCCCCAUGGUGACAUCUCCCCAGGAGGAGCAGCAGCUCCUGGCCAGCACCUCCAAGCCCGUGGUGAAGCUCCUGCACAACCGCAGUAACAACAAGUACUCCUACACCAGCACUUCAGAUGACAACCUACUUAAGAACAUCGAGCUGUUUGACAAGCUGGCCCUGCGCUUCCAUGGGCGGCUGCUCUUCCUCAAGGAUGUCCUGGGGGACGAGAUCUGCUGCUGGUCCUUCUACGGGCAGGGCCGCAAAAUCGCCGAGGUGUGCUGCACCUCCAUUGUCUAUGCCACGGAGAAGAAGCAGACCAAGGUGGAAUUCCCAGAGGCCCGGAUCUUUGAGGAGACCCUGAACAUCCUGAUCUACGAGACUCCCCGGGGUCCAGACCCAGCCCUCCUGGAGGCCACAGGGGGUGUAGCCGGAGGUGGAGGGGUGACCCGAGGGGAGGAUGAGGAGAACCGAGAGCAUCGUGUCCGCAGGAUCCAUGUCCGGCGCCACAUCACCCAUGACGAGCGUCCUCAUGGCCAACAGAUCGUCUUCAAGGACUGAUCUUGACCUUUCUCCUUGUUUUUCUUCUACCACUGGGACCCAGUCCCUUUCUUUUCCUCCCCUUCCCAUACCUUUGCCCCGGCUUUGCUGGCCAAGUCGUGGGUCUCCCUUCUGCCCUUUUAUUGCAUGGUACUUCCACUUUGGCCCUUUUCCAUUCAUCCUCACUUCCUUGCUAAUAACACGGUACAUUCCAGCCCCUUCCCUCAGUCAGAGCCCUUCAGAAGGCCUACAUUCAUUCCCUUAUCACCACUCUUGCCCUGCUUUUUCCCCUUACCAGCUGGUUUAAAAUGAUUUAGAGUUCUCUUUCUCUUUUUUUAGUACAUUGUACAUGCCAAAGUGUCAAGCCAGCCCUUAAUAACACCCUCCACAUUCUGAGCUGCCUCCCAACCAUUGUGCAGGAUAGUUUGCUCCCUCUUUCCCUUUAUGUUCUCCCUACCUCUUUAACUUUGUAUUAGGCUGGCCUGCGCCUGCACCAGCUCAGCUGUCUUCCCAGUCUGUUUCAUAUUAUUUAUUAUUUUAAUUUUCUAUUAAAUUAUUGAAAUAAAGUUGAAUUGAGGA